AUGGUCCUUAGAUCCAUGAGCACGACUCACCAUACUACCUUUCCAAAGACCCGGGAAGAAUACCGAGCCCGACAAAAAGAGUCUAUCAGAAAAUCUCUGUUAAAAGAAGCCAAUCUCAACAAAGCCCUCCAAGCAGCAAGCCAAUCAGAAAAACACCGCGAAAAUGCGGUCCAAUACAGGAAAAUCGUCCUGGACACUGAACUAUCAGUGGUCCAAAACAGCGCCACGUUUGCCGGCAACAUCGUGAGAGAUAUCGAGUGCAUUGAGCAGGCACAGAACGAGGAUGAUCCGCGUGUAGAUGCGCGGAAGGCUACGUUCCGGAAGCUGUACAAGGUUUCUUAUGACGACCGGGAGGAUGUUUUGAAAGCACCGCAGGCUUUGGUUGAUACGUGCAAUAUGCUUUGGAGUUCGAAGGUGGUGUAUCCUUGGGCGGAGCAUGAUGAGGUUGCGCGGUACUGUACUACGCUGGAUGAGCUUAUCUUUGGGUGGGAGGUUGCGAGGAGGGAGGGGAAGGGUGAUGAGUAUUGGGAGCUGGGGCAUGUUGUUUCCACGUUUAAUGAUAUGAAGGAGUGGUAUGAAUAUGGGGUUUAUGGGAUUCCGGAGUAA
Aspergillus glaucus CBS 516.65 is the source of this 606-nucleotide messenger RNA. RefSeq lists its product as uncharacterized. The transcript has a single exon. The record is from RefSeq and is a predicted model, not a curated record. Bases 1 to 606 code for a protein of 201 amino acids. NCBI's taxonomy places the organism in Eukaryota, Fungi, Ascomycota, Eurotiomycetes, Eurotiales, Aspergillaceae.